GUGUAAAGUGCCCCCGCUAACCUUGUUUUUGUCUUUCUAAUAAUAAUCUAAUUAUGCGUGUGGACAAAAAAUAAAUAGCGCUAUAUAAAUUUUAGAGAGAGAAAAUGCAAUUAAAAAAUUACUCAAAAUCAUACAAAACGAAUACUUUAUCCAGCCAGUAAAUUUCUAGAGAGAAAUAUAUACAAAAAAACAGCUCAAUUUCCUCUACGUACAUACACUCGCGUUGUACUCGCGUAUACUUUGAACUGGAUAUUGGUGGAUUUGAAGCGUCGGAGCAGCAGAAGUUGUUGAAUUAUUAACCGGAAGAAGAAAAAGAAGCUUUGAUUUUGCUUUAUUUUUAAUUUUUUUUUCAAUUGUUUUUUCUAGCUUGGGAAAAUCCUGGAGGUGCCCUCACCGGGUUAGCUCCGAUCUGACUCAGUGAGUCGUGGUUCGAAUUUUUCACUUCGUGUUGAUGAUCUGAGGAGCCAGGGGUCGAGUUCAAACUCGGAUAUGGCAUCAUCUGUCAACAUUAUUGUUGGUUCUCAUGUAUGGGUUGAGGAUCCAGUUUUGGCAUGGAUAGAUGGCCAAAUAACCCGGAUAAAUGGCCAAGAUGUUCACGUUCAAACUACAAAUGGAAAAAAGGUCGUCACUAAUAUCUCAAAAGUGUUUCCAAAGGAUACUGAAGCGCCACCUGGAGGUGUAGAUGAUAUGACUAAGCUUUCAUAUUUGCAUGAACCUGGAGUUAUGCAAAACCUGGCUGCUAGAUAUGAACUUAACGAAAUAUAUACAUAUACUGGGAAUAUUCUGAUUGCAAUCAAUCCUUUUCAAAGAUUACCUCAUCUAUAUGAUACUCACAUGAUGGAGCAAUACAAAGGAGCAGCACUUGGAGAGCUUAGUCCUCAUGUUUUUGCAAUUGCAGAUGUUGCUUACAGGGCAAUGAUCAACGAAGGAAAGAGCAACUCCAUCUUAGUUAGCGGUGAAAGUGGUGCGGGUAAAACCGAAACAACAAAAAUGCUUAUGAGAUAUCUUGCACACCUCGGUGGUCGGUCUGGAGUAGAAGGACGGACUGUAGAACAACAAGUUUUAGAAUCAAAUCCAGUACUUGAAGCAUUCGGAAAUGCCAAAACAGUCAGAAAUAACAACUCUAGUCGUUUUGGUAAAUUUGUUGAAAUCCAAUUUGACAAAAGUGGGAGGAUAUCUGGAGCAGCGGUUAGAACUUACUUGCUGGAGAGAUCUCGUGUUUGCCAGAUUUCAGAUCCUGAAAGAAACUACCAUUGCUUCUAUCUUCUAUGUGCAGCGCCUCCUGAAGAAAGAGAGAAGUAUAAACUGGGAAGUCCAGAAUCAUAUCAUUAUCUCAACCAGUCUAAGUGUUACAAACUGGAUGGAGUAAGUGAUGCUGAAGAAUACCUUGCAACCAGAAGGGCUAUGGAUAUUGUUGGAAUCAGUGAGGAAGAGCAGGAUGCAAUAUUUAAGGUUGUUGCCGCAAUUCUUCAUCUUGGCAAUAUUGAAUUUGCCAAAGGGGAGGAGAUUGAUUCCUCUGUGAUUAAGGAUGAGAAGUCAAGAUUUCAUCUGAAUACGACUGCCGAGUUACUCAAGUGUGAUCCCAAGAAUUUAGAAGACGCACUAAUUAAGCGUGUGAUGGUCACACCUGAGGAAAUUAUCACAAGGACUCUUGAUCCAGAAGCUGCCUUAGGUAGCAAGGAUGCUUUUGCAAAGACUAUAUAUUCUCGCUUGUUUGACUGGAUCGUGGAAAAAAUAAAUAUUUCAAUUGGGCAGGAUCCUAACUCAAAAGCAAUAAUUGGAGUUCUUGAUAUAUAUGGGUUUGAAAGUUUUAAGCACAACAGUUUUGAGCAGUUCUGUAUCAAUUUCACCAAUGAAAAACUGCAGCAGCACUUUAAUCAGCAUGUAUUUAAGAUGGAACAAGAAGACUAUGAGAAAGAACAGAUAAAUUGGAGCUACAUAGAGUUUGUUGAUAACCAAGACGUUCUUGAUUUAAUUGAAAAGAAACCAGGAGGAAUAAUUGCACUACUAGAUGAAGCUUGUAUGUUUCCUAAAUCUACUCACGAGACAUUCGCUCAGAAAAUGUAUCAGACCUUUGCCAAAAAUAAGCGCUUCAUCAAACCAAAACUCUCACGGACCAAUUUUACAAUAUCUCACUAUGCAGGGGAGGUGACAUAUAUGGCAGACCUGUUCCUGGAUAAGAACAAAGAUUAUGUGGUGGCAGAACAUCAAGACUUAUUAACAGCUUCAGAGUGCCCUUUUGUAGCUGGUUUAUUUCCUGCUCUUCCAGAAGAAUCAUCAAAGUCCUCCAAAUUUUCUUCAAUAGGUUCACGUUUUAAGCUACAACUACAAUCUUUAAUGGAGACAUUAAGCUCAACAGAACCUCAUUACAUCAGAUGUGUAAAACCGAACAGUGUUCUCAAGCCUUUCAUUUUUGAGAAUGUUAACAUAAUUCAGCAACUGCGAUGCGGUGGUGUUCUUGAAGCCAUUAGAAUCAGUUGUGCUGGAUAUCCCACCAGACGUACAUUUUAUGAAUUUCUUCUUCGGUUUGGUGUUCUGGCUCCUGAAGUUUUGGAAAGGAACUCUGAUGACAAGGCUGCAUGUCAGAUGAUUUUAGAAAAAAUGGGAUUAAAGGGCUAUCAGUUAGGUAAGACGAAGGUCUUCCUACGUGCUGGUCAAAUGGCCGAGCUUGAUGCUAGGAGAACAGAGGUUCUUGGGAAUGCAGCCAGAACACUUCAAAGGCAAAUUCGUACUUAUAUUGCUAGGAAAGAUUUUGUUUUGUUGCGAAAAGCUGCUAUCCAAUUGCAAUCGUGUUGGCGAGCUAUAUCGGCUUGCAAUCUUUAUGAGCAAUUGCGACGUGAAGCUGCCGCUCUAAAGAUUCAGAAGAACUUCAGAUAUCACACUGCCCGGUUGUCCUACUUAACAUUGCAGAAUUCUGCUAUCAUAGUGCAGGCUGGCAUGAGAGCAAUGACUGCUCGCAGUGAAUUCAGAUUCAGGAAACAGACAAAGGCUGCAAUCAAAAUUCAGGCUCACGUACGUUGUCACAGAGAGUACUCUUAUUACAGACGUCUCCAAAAGGCUGCUAUUGUUACCCAAUGUGGUUGGAGACGACGUGUUGCUAGGAAAGAGCUUCGAAAUCUCAAAAUGGCUGCAAGGGAAACAGGAGCCCUAAAAGAAGCUAAAGACAAGUUAGAAAAGAAAGUAGAGGAGCUUACAUGGCGCUUACAGUUGGAGAGGCGAUUAAGGACUGAGUUGGAAGACACAAAAGCACAAGAAAUCACAAAGUUACAGGAGGCAUUGCGCUCGAUGCAAAUAAAAGUGGAAGAUGCAAAUGCUAGAGUGAUACAAGAACGAGAAGCAUCACGCAAAGCAAUUGAAGAAGCUCCUCCAGUAAUUAAAGAAACCCCAGUUGUGAUUCAAGACACGGCGAAGAUUGAUGCAUUAACAGCGGAGGUAGAAAGUCUGAAGGCGUCGCUGCUGUCAGAAAAACAGGCUGCAGAAGAGGCUAAAAAGGCCAGUGCAGAUGCUGAGACCAGAAAUAUGGUUUUGGCUAAAAAAUUACAGGAAGCUGAAGGAAAAGUGGAUCAACUUCAAGAUUCUGCACAGAGGCUUGAAGAGAAGCUAUCAAACCUUGAAUCAGAGAAUCAGGUACUUCGUCAACAAGCUCUGACUAUGUCACCUACAGGCAAAUCAAUAUCUGCCCGACCCAGGACAACUAUUAUUCAGAGAACUCCGGAGAACGGAAAUAUUCUCAAUGGAGAAACGAAGCCAGCACAUGAUAAGGCCCUCGUCGUGUCAAAUCCGAAGGAGCCUGAAUCUGAGGAGAAACCCCAGAAAUCUCUUAAUGAAAAGCAACAAGAAAACCAGGACCUCCUGAUAAAGUGCAUUUCAGAAGAUUUGGGAUUUUCUGGUGGCAAACCUGUUGCUGCUUGUGUCAUUUACAAAAGCCUUCUUCACUGGAGGUCAUUUGAGGUUGAGAGGACUAGUGUGUUCGACCGCAUAAUUCAAACUAUAGCUUCAUCCAUAGAGGCUCCUGAAAAUAAUGAUGUAUUAGCGUAUUGGUUAUGUAAUGCAUCCACACUGUUGAUGCUGCUUCAACAUACACUCAAAGCAAAUGGUGCAGCUAGCUUGACCCCCCAACGACGAAGGUCAUCAUCAGCUUCUCUUUUUGGGAGGAUGUCACAAGGAUUGAGGGCAUCUCCACAGAGUGCUGGACUUUCAUUUCUCAACAAUAGGAUGCUUGGUCGAGUAGAUGACUUGCGGCAAGUUGAAGCCAAAUAUCCUGCUUUGUUGUUCAAGCAGCAGCUUACUGCUUUCCUGGAGAAGAUAUACGGAAUGAUCAGAGACAAUCUAAAGAAAGAGAUUUCGCCUUUGCUUGGUUUAUGUAUCCAGGCUCCCAGAACAUCUCGUGCAAGUUUAGUAAAAGGUCGUCAACAAGCUAGUGCUGUUGCUCAACAAACACUUAUUGCUCAUUGGCAGAGCAUUGUAAAAAGCCUAAACAACUACUUGAACAUGAUGAAAGCAAACUAUGUUCCCGCUUUCCUAGUAAGAAAGGUUUUCAGUCAAAUAUUCUCAUUUGUCAACGUCCAAUUAUUCAACAGUCUUCUUUUACGGCGUGAAUGCUGCUCAUUCAGCAACGGGGAAUAUGUGAAAUCUGGGUUGGCUGAAUUAGAGCAAUGGUGUUGCUAUGCAACUGAGGAAUAUGUUGGCUCAUCUUGGGAUGAAUUGAAGCAUAUCAGACAGGCAGUUGGAUUCUUGGUCAUACAUCAAAAGCCCAAGAAGAAUUUGAAUGAAAUCAGUAACGAACUUUGUCCUGUGCUAAGCAUUCAACAACUGUAUAGGAUUAGCACCAUGUACUGGGAUGACAAAUACGGUACUCAUAGUGUUUCUUCAGAUGUCAUUUCAAGUAUGAGAGUUUUGAUGACAGAGGACUCGAACAAUUCCGUGAGCAGUUCAUUUCUGUUAGACGAUGACUCGAGCAUCCCCUUCUCUGUGGAUGACCUCUCCAAAUCCAUGCAACAAGUGGAUGUUGCUGAUGUGGAGCCUCCCCCUUUAAUCCGUGAAAAUUCUGGGUUCGUAUUCUUGCACCAAAGGUCAGAUUAAUGAUGGCUGUGGAGUGUUGAAUUCGAAAGUGAAGCUGCAUCCAGAUAUUUGUGCAUACAUUUCGGGUGUUGUAUAUGUUUCUUCGCAUUUUGCUCGGGCAACGUUAUUUACUUGUUGCCUGAGCGAAUUCCAAUUUCUCCUCUCGUGCCUUAUCAACACGAGAGGCAAUUGCCAAAAGACCAUACGGCUACUAGGUUUGUUUGUAAUGAUAUGCAAAUUACAGGCAUAUAGCAUUUGGUGAAAUAUGUUUGUUUCCCUUGUUUUUGUUUGGGGUGUAAAAGUGAUAGAAGUUGGCAGAUGUUAGGCGUUUUCGUUUUUGUUUCUGUUGUUUGCAGUGUCUGUAAGGUGUUGUAUUUCUUUUGUUGCAUAUUGGUGUGUCAAAACAACACAAGACACUGUAUAUAUGAUGGAUUUAUUCAAUUCAUUUUCUCUAGUCUUAGCAAAGAAUAUUAUUUUGACU
Molecule: messenger RNA, 5542 nt
Organism: Erythranthe guttata (spotted monkey flower)
Lineage: Eukaryota; Viridiplantae; Streptophyta; Magnoliopsida; Lamiales; Phrymaceae
Product: myosin-17
Biological process (GO): actin filament organization
Cellular component (GO): actin cytoskeleton; cytoplasm; myosin complex
Molecular function (GO): actin filament binding; microfilament motor activity; ATP binding
Source: RefSeq, a predicted model, not a curated record